AUGGCUGAAGAUUCUUUCCUUCAUCUCGCUCGCCCUCUCGGCCCCGUUAGCGUGGGGACCGCUCCUACCACUGCCCCUCUGAACGUGGUCAUUCAACCCCAGCUCAUUCCUCCCAAGGCAAUCUUCUCAGUUCUCGACCACUCUCUUCGCCGCAAUGCCGACCAGGAGCGAGUUAUCGGUACACUCCUCGGAACACGAUCUGAGGAUGGAAGUGAGGUCGAGGUCCGAUCCGCCUUCGCUGUCGGCCACUCCGAGGCUGAGGACCAGGUCGAAGUCGAUAUGGAAUACCACAAGCAGAUGCUCGCUUUGCACCUGAAGGCCAACCCCCGCGAAGUCUUGGUUGGCUGGUACGCCACUGCUUCCGAACUCAACACUUUCUCCGCUUUGAUCCAGAACUUCUACAGCGGCCAGGGUGAUGGUACCUGGCCUCACCCCGCUGUCCACCUGACUGUCUCCACCGAGGCUGGAAAGGACCUCGAGACCCGCGCCUACAUUUCCGCCCCCGUUGGUGUCACUGCUGAGCGUGCUGCCGACAGCGCUGCUUUCAUCCCCGUUCCCUACGAGCUCCGAUACGGCGAGGCCGACAAGAGCGGUCUUGAGUCUAUCGCCAACGCCAAGGAUGCCGAGGAUCGUUCUACUUCCGUCACUUCCGACAUUGAGUCUCUGGAGCGCGCCAUUGAGGAGGUUCUGUCCAUGGUUGACCGCGUCUCGCGCUACGUCGAGUCCGUGAUCGACGAGGAGACCCCCGCUUCGACUGCCAUGGGCCAGUUCCUGCUUAACGCCCUCGCUCUCGCUCCCAAGGUCGAGGCUGCCGACAUUGAGCGUGACUUCAACAACCACAUCCAGGACGUCCUGGUCGUUUCUUACCUUGCCAACACCGUGCGCACACAGAUGGAGCUUUCCACUCGGCUAGCAACCGCCCAGCUCACCCUUGGCGGCGGCGGCGGUGGCGGCGAAGGCCCCGCUUCCGGCGAGCAGCGCAACCAGCGUGGCGGCAAGGGCAACAACCAAGGCGGCCGCCCCCGCCAGGACCGCAACGAGGAAGCCCGCGCAUGA
Molecule: messenger RNA, 1056 nt
Organism: Penicillium expansum
Lineage: Eukaryota; Fungi; Ascomycota; Eurotiomycetes; Eurotiales; Aspergillaceae
Product: eukaryotic translation initiation factor 3 subunit F
Exons: 3
Coding region: 1-1056 (351 amino acids)
Biological process (GO): translational initiation
Cellular component (GO): eukaryotic translation initiation factor 3 complex, eIF3m
Molecular function (GO): translation initiation factor activity; metallopeptidase activity; translation initiation factor binding
Source: RefSeq, a predicted model, not a curated record